Drosophila ficusphila is the source of this 1679-nucleotide messenger RNA. Its product is annotated as probable fumarate hydratase, mitochondrial. Gene Ontology annotation, biological process: fumarate metabolic process; tricarboxylic acid cycle; malate metabolic process. Lineage: Eukaryota; Metazoa; Arthropoda; Insecta; Diptera; Drosophilidae. The transcript has 3 exons. The record is from RefSeq and is a predicted model, not a curated record. Gene Ontology annotation, molecular function: fumarate hydratase activity. Gene Ontology annotation, cellular component: mitochondrion; tricarboxylic acid cycle heteromeric enzyme complex. The coding region runs from base 114 to 1526 and encodes 470 amino acids.
UAACACUUUAUCUUGUUGUUUUCUUUCAAAUUUUCGUGUUCCUGCCAGACACCAGAGUAUAUUUUUUGUUAAGCUUCUUGUCGAUAUUACAAACAUCCUUUCGGUGGAACAGGAUGAGCUUCUGCAAAAAGGGUGAGCAGCGCCAGGAGAGCGACACCUUGGGACCCAUGGAGGUGCCCAUGGAUCGCUACUUCGGAGCUCAGACCAUGCGCUGCAUGCUCAACUUUCGCAUCGGCGGCGAGGAAGAGCGAAUGCCGCGCCAGGUAAUCCAGGCAAUGGGCAUCCUGAAGAAGGCGGCUGCCGAGACCAACCAGGAGUUCGGAUUGGACCCCAAGCUGAGCUCGGCGAUCUCGAAUGCCGCCGAUGACGUGAUCUCGGGGAAGCUCUACGACGAGGGACACUUUCCACUGCCCAUUUGGCAGACGGGAUCCGGAACGCAGAGCAACAUGAACACCAACGAGGUGAUCGGCAACCGAGCCAUCGAGAUUCUGGGCGGAAGGAUCGGCAGCAAGGACCCAGUACAUCCGAACGACCACGUGAACAAGUCGCAGAGCUCCAACGACACCUUUCCCUCGGCGAUUCACAUUGCGGUGGCCACCGCUCUGGCCAAGGAUCUGAAGCCAGCGGUGACGGGUUUGCGGGAUUCCCUGCAUGCCAAGUCCUCCGAGUGGAAGGACAUCGUGAAGAUCGGAAGGACCCACACCCAGGAUGCAGUGCCCCUAACCUUGGGUCAGGAGUUCAGUGGUUAUGCCCAGCAGCUGACCAAUGGACUGGCGAGGAUUGAGUCGGUCCUUCCGCGGGUUCAUCAGUUGGCUUUGGGCGGAACGGCAGUGGGAACUGGAUUGAAUACCAAAAGGGGUUUUGCCGAGAAGUGCGUGAAGCGGAUCGCCCAGCUCACAGGACUCCCUUUCGUGGUGGCUCCCAACUUCUUUGAGGCUCUGGCCAGCAGGGAUGCCAUGGUGGAGGUGCAUGGAGCUCUCAAUGUCUUGGCUGUUAGCCUGAUGAAGGUCACCAAUGAUAUAAGAUUUCUGGGAUCGGGACCGAGAUGCGGUCUUGGGGAACUCCAGCUGCCGGAAAACGAGCCGGGCAGCUCGAUCAUGCCUGGUAAGGUGAAUCCCACGCAGUGCGAGGCCAUGUCCAUGAUCUGCGCCCAGGUGAUGGGCAACCAUGUGGCGGUCACCGUGGGUGGCGCCAACGGACACUUCGAGCUGAACGUUUUCAAGCCGCUGAUCGUGUCCAAUGUUCUGCGAUCUAUCAAGCUAUUGGCGGAUGGAUGCAUCAGCUUCAAUGGCAAUUGCGUCAAGGGCAUUAAGCCCAACAAGGAGAAACUGGCCAGAAUUGUGAACGAGUCGCUAAUGCUAGCCACCGCCCUCAGUCCGCACAUUGGCUAUGACAAGUCGGCCCAGAUCGCCAAGGCGGCUCACAAGAAUGGAACCACUUUGAAGGAGGAGGCCUUGAACGCCGGCAUUUCGGAGAAGGACUACAACGACUGGGUUCGUCCCGACAGGAUGCUGGGUCCUUCUUAGGCUCCAACCAUCUUUGAAAUUAGUCAUUGCCAUUCAGUGUCACUGCAAUACUUUUUAUUGAAAACCAUCAAGUGAUCUGUAAACAACAAGAAUUAUUCUCGAAGAGUUGUCCACCUUAAAACGUAAAAAUUAAAGUUGAAUUAAUUCUACUUA